GGACCGUUUUAGAACUGAAUCCAAACUGAGGGGAACACAUUGUCUCCUGGCUUCCUUUGUUAUUCAAAGUGUCCCAGCAGCAGCAGAAAGUCCAGGAGCGGUGGGAUUGGACUGCUCUGGGUCAGCCCCUGCUUUCUCAUGAUAAGGAAGGCAGGGCCGAGCUGCUGCUCUGCAAACAACUCAACUCUUUGGAGGAGAGCGGGGCCGGCUGGAGCACAAUACGGGACGGAGCCUCUGUGGGAGAGCGACUGAAGAACAACGGGGCAGCCAAGGAGACCACAGAAAUACUCUUCCCCCAAAUCCCCAAGUCCGCACAGAGAGAGGAGACAAAGACAGUGCAGAGAACAACAAAAGCAUUCUUUGCUUUCAGUCCAGCACCAAAAAAAAAAAACAAUAAGUUGAGCAAGAUCAUUUUCCCUUCAGAACCAAAUUGAAGGAGAAAGGCGUGACAGUUGCAUUUGUAAUCGGAGCAACAUCUCCAAAAAACAAGGCGAGGGCCAGAGGAGUUGUGCUGCAUGAAGGACGGAUCCAUCUGGAGGAAGACGAGCUCAGAGACAGGAUGAGGGCGACGCUGACCGUCACCUGGCUGCUGCUUUCACUGAGCAUCUGUUCAGAGAGCAGUGAUUUUGCCUUGUCAUCUGAAACAGAGAAAUCAGCAAGUACAGCUGGUUUAAUCACUACCCCAACCUCACCAGAAUCCAGUACUGUCCAUCCAGUACGGUCUGAAAAGUCAAUGACCGUAACCCCAUCUGCAGGAACAACGAAUCAGCAGGAACCCACAACAGUCACCACCACACCUCCCACUACUGCUGUGGCUGUGAUAACCACUACUACAGCACAGUCAGACACCAGUGCACAGAUCUCAGUCAUAUCUGCCACCAGUUCUGCUACCAUCACUCCUGCAACCACCGCUGUCACCACCGCCGCUACGACUGUCAUCUCUACCUCGGCUACAGGGUCUACUGCCAGCAACAACUAUACAGUGUUGACUACAGCUACUGAGUCCAACAGAGGCACUACGACAUUGGCCUUGACACCAAGCGAAAGUGCCGGGAAAAAGACAGACAACACAGUUACUAUUACAGCUGGCUCACCUGUGGGGGCAACGUUUCAAAGGAGCCAAGCAACAUCGACGGCUGCCAGCAGCAACGAGGGCAACAAUGCAGGUCCCACCACACAGACUAUGACCAGACCUUCAAACUCCAACCAGGUCCCAGAGGGGAACUUCACCUCCAGCCAAGCUCCGACUGUAAAAAACUCUCAUGUCAUCACUAAAAGCCUGACCACUGAAGCCACAACAUGGGCUGGGGGGACUGAGACAAACACUGAGAUAUUUACAUUUUCUCUGAGCAAUUCAGAGUCAAUGAAAAACAAAACUCUGGUGCAAUUGUGCAAGAGCUUCAUGUCCAGCCUGGUUAACGGAACCUGCAUCGUUAAGCUGCAGAACAACAUGAGUACGAUUGACAGUUUGAUGAUUGAAGUCGACUUCAAUCUGGUACAGGAGCAACUUUCAAAACUCAACGCAGAAAAAAAACCUGCCGAAGAACCGACAGACAACAAAACCCUGACAGCCAUCCUGGCCUCGUGCGGAGCCCUCCUCAUCAUGAUCAUCAUCCUGGGCGUCUGCGUGUCCCAACGCCGCAAGCCGUACAACGAGAACCAGCUGCACCUGACCGAAGAGCUGCACACGGUGGAGAAUGGUUACCAUGACAACCCCACACUGGAGGUGAUGGAGGUGCAGCCAGAGAUGCAGGAGAAGAAGAUGGCGCUGAACGGGGAAUUCAGCGACAGCUGGAUCGUCCCCAUCGACAACCUGAUGAAGGAGGACGCUCCCGACGAGGAGGACACCCACCUGUGAGGACGAGGCGGCUGGACUCGGGUUCCACCCACUCCCACACCGCUGGUGUCUGAAUCAGUAGCAAAAUCUAAUACUGGACUUAAUUGAAAAACUUCACCAAAUCAAUCACUGACUAUGACAUUUCUCCAAACAUCUGCCAUGAUUGACAUUCUGCUCCCCCAGCCCACCCUGUAGAUAUAUCAGUGAGUCUCUGACAAACAAUCAUGCCUUUUGAAAACCAGCUAGAAUGUCUGCUCAGAGAGUUGGGAAUGUUAUGGAAAACUCACUCAUGUGCCGUCAGUGCUACAUACUCAUGUAUGUAGAUCAUUUUAAAGAGCUGAUUAAGCAGCAGUGCCCAUUCCCCCACCGCCGCUCUGGGUGAAGAGCCAUGCUGUCUGCAUGUCAAAAAGCACCACUGCCCACUCACAAAAGCAUCAAUCACUUACCGCACCUGUAAUUUACGAAAAGCAAUGGGACGGAAAAGCCCGGAAACGUGGUUCUGUUCCCGGUCCGGCUGGGUAACCGUGUUUCUGAUCUCCUCGGCUGGUCCAGAGUUUUAUCUUAGACGACCUCAGGAUACUUUAAAGCAUCCUGGUGAUCCAGAAGAAGGCUGAACAGAUACAGCUGAGUACCAACACCUCACCUGAGGAAGCCCAGCCUGAACAGGCCUGGCAGAUCAGUAGGGGUCACAGAUUACCGACAAGGUCACAUGUGAAUAUUAUGCUUUUUAGCUCCUCAUUUAUUAUGUUUUCAAUCAAUUAAGACAGAACACUAAAUAUUUAAUCAUAUAUUUUAUGAAAUAUCUGCUCUCAUGCGGUAGAUGUUCAUGAGUGGAAGUUGCCACAAAGUGUUCCGCAAAAAGAGGCUCGAUUGCCAACUUUUGCAAUGUCUGCUUGCUUUUAUUAUACGUUUUGUCAGAUUAUUUGAUAACUCAUUUGAAAGCUACAGGGUUUAAAAAUCAUGAGCUCUCUGACAAUCAGAUCUUGUUUCAGUUGGAGCUUUGGAUGGGAUCGUUUUGUAGCACUGACAGACUGAGCUCCCAGAAACUGAUAGGAAUUAAUCAGUAAAAAAAAAAAAGACAUCACUGAGCUGUUCAAAUAUUCAGAUAGGAUCAAGGUUAAAUAGAACAAGCAUCAAACUUUCAUAGAAAUGUAAAAUGUUACUUUGCACCUGCCACCUUUAGCUGCUGUUGGGUUUAAGUGAUUAUGUUAAGCUGCAACGUAACUUCAUCUAAUACUGCAGAUGAAAACCACCACUAGAACCGCUUCCAGCUCCACUCAGUCAUGAAUCUAAUCAUUUGUGUGGCGUGAUCAUGAAUGUGCUACAGAAACAAAACAGAAAAAGAAAGAAAAUAAAGAAUUGUUUUACAUCUAAAAUUAUAUCUGAAUUUGAAUCCAAUUUACCAAUAAUCGGUACCCACACAAGUCUCAUGCAAAACAAAGUGAAAUGAAAUAAAUUCAUCCAACCUGACUAAACUAUCCAUGAAGUAACCAAAUGAACAAACAACUAAAAUAGAGUGGUUUGACUAAAUACCAUCUUAUUGAAUUCAUUUUGCUCCAGAUGAUUUCCAGAAAAGCAGAUGAACUCCUUCAUGGACAUAACUAGAGCUGCACAAUGAAUGUAAAUUCAUAACCACAAACUGUUGGGAUGCAUUUGGUAAUAGAAAAUACAGGAUAACUGUCCGUAAAAUUCUCAGCCACAAUGGAAUUAAAUGAUUUCCUGAUAUUGUGCAGUUCUGGUAAAGACAAUAUGUAGCAUAUGUUGCAAACAAAUUUAGAAUACAGAACUACCAACAGAAUAUUGAGACAAAUUGUUCCAAAUGGAUAGAAAGGUGUUUAGUUUCCAGUGAAAGGCUGACCUGCUUCUGGGUUUAUUUUAACUGGAGAUGCUGAGAGACUUAAGAAAUCAACUGCUGCCAACUCCACUGGAGAAGAAAAGGAUCCAUUGUCUCACUCUGAGAAAACCGAUACAUAUCUGUAGGAUUCAUGUUGUUUUUUAAAAGAUGUUGUUGAUAUUAAAGAAAUCGAAUCACAUUUAUUUGGAGAUGAUCACACAGACAAGCAAAUUAUUUUUUCUACAGUUUCGAUUUUUUUCAACCAAUCAAGAACUUAAUGUAUAUUUACUUUCUAUCUGCAUAUUUAGAAGAAAAUCAGUCACCUUGGGCUCUUCAGUCCAAGGCCCCCAUUCUGCUGUUUUUUUUUUGUGAAUAAAAUUUCAUUUUUAUUAUAGAUGUGCUACUUUCACCAGGCUAUGUUAGCAUUCUUUAAUGUAUUUAUGGUUUGUUUGCUGCUGAAGGCGAACAGGGGUCUGACACACUGGAAACUGUAAAUUGUUGAUGGCUUUUGCCAUCGUCUUCUUGUAUCUGUUCAGGUUUGAAAAUAAAAAACUUUUUUUUUUUUUCCUA
Molecule: messenger RNA, 4241 nt
Organism: Gambusia affinis (western mosquitofish)
Lineage: Eukaryota; Metazoa; Chordata; Actinopteri; Cyprinodontiformes; Poeciliidae
Gene: podxl
Product: podocalyxin-like
Exons: 8
Coding region: 560-1858 (432 amino acids)
Biological process (GO): negative regulation of cell-cell adhesion; cell migration; positive regulation of cell-cell adhesion mediated by integrin
Cellular component (GO): apical plasma membrane; microvillus membrane
Source: RefSeq, a predicted model, not a curated record